UGGUUGUAUGCAUCCUUAAGAAAUUCCUAACCUAAACAAACCAAAUUCUGAAAAAUACUAAAUUGUCAAUUCAAUCUGUCAGAAAUUUAUUUCAGUGACUUCACAAUUAUUAGCUUAAUUAUAUGGUUUUAUCUGUAAAAGAAUUCAAUGGCAUCUUCCCGUCUCCAGGCUACUGCGCGUCAGUUAUCAAAAACAUUUAAGAAAAAGACUCGGUUUGAUAUUGGUAUUGCAUCAGAGCUUCCUCCAGCCUACAAAAAAUUCUGGCGUGAAUGGAAAGUCCUUAAGCCUGCAGCAGUUCACUUCGUGGCUCAAGAGGGGAAGUGGAGACGUGAUGAGCUGACAGGCGAGACCCUGCCAAUACAGAACAUACCAAUACCUAUCAAGUAUCCUGCUGAGAUACACGAGGGAAUAUGGGGUGGAGAAGCUGUAGUCAAAGGUUUCCAAAAGCGAGAUCCGCAGAGGCGUAGAGUACCUCAUUACUGGGUGCCUGUAUUGAAAAGGACUGUAGUGAGAUCAGAAGUUCUCAACACCCAUCUCUCAGUCACCGUGACAGAGAGAACAAUAAAACUCAUCAAUGAUCACUAUGGAUUUGAUCAUUACCUGCUCAAAACACCAGCCUGCGACUUAGUGUCCAUGUUAGCUUUAAAAUUAAAAAAGCAAAUAUUAACAGAAUUGAUGAAUGGAUGCCCAAGAUAUGCACAUGAUCCUGCAAAGCAGAAAGAAAUUUAUAAGGAGUACAAAACAUAUUUGUCAUCAUAUACACCUGAAGAAAUUGAAUGGUAUGGUUUGUCAUGGUAUGAAGCCCUUACCAAAGUUGCCAAACAGAAAGAAGCUGAAAAUAAACCUAUACCCCUAAAAAAAGUCUAUAGAAAAAACCUUGUAGAAAAAUUGAAAGCUGCAGGACUAGAGGAAAACAAGGGUUCAGCUGAUGAAAUAUCUACCACAACUUCUUGGCUAUCAAAAAUGAAUCCAUUUGGCAAGAAAGACGAAGCUUAGUUGCAGAUAGUAGCUCAUAUUUAAUUGAAGUGCAGUUUGUGAAACUUGUUAAUUUAGAUGGAAUGUAAUUGAAGUAGAUGUGUUUAUUGAU
This is a messenger RNA of Manduca sexta (tobacco hornworm), 1087 nucleotides long. Its product is annotated as 39S ribosomal protein L28, mitochondrial. Gene Ontology annotation, cellular component: mitochondrial large ribosomal subunit. Bases 148 to 996 code for a protein of 282 amino acids. The record is from RefSeq and is a predicted model, not a curated record. The transcript has 5 exons. Gene Ontology annotation, molecular function: structural constituent of ribosome. Lineage: Eukaryota; Metazoa; Arthropoda; Insecta; Lepidoptera; Sphingidae.